Diaporthe batatas is the source of this 1614-nucleotide messenger RNA. RefSeq lists its product as uncharacterized. The transcript is spliced from 2 exons. The coding region runs from base 1 to 1614 and encodes 537 amino acids. Gene Ontology annotation, biological process: P-body assembly; cytoplasmic stress granule assembly. Gene Ontology annotation, molecular function: mRNA binding; RNA helicase activity; ATP binding. Lineage: Eukaryota; Fungi; Ascomycota; Sordariomycetes; Diaporthales; Diaporthaceae. Gene Ontology annotation, cellular component: cytoplasmic stress granule; P-body. The record is from RefSeq and is a predicted model, not a curated record.
AUGUCCGAACAAUCAAAUGUCGUCGACCAAUUGACUGAAAAGCUGCGCGCAAGCACCGUCCAGGAUGGGGCCGCUUCAGAUGACUGGAAGCAGAAGCUGAACCUCCCAGCAAAGGACAACAGACAACAGACCGAGGAUGUGACCAACACCAAAGGUUUCGAAUUCGAAGACUUCAAGCUUUCGCGGGACUUGAUGAUGGGCAUCUUCGAAGCAGGUUUUGACAAGCCCUCACCCAUCCAAGAAGAGAGCAUCCCCGUCGCCCUCCAAGGCCGUGACAUAUUAGCCCGAGCAAAGAACGGAACAGGAAAGACCGCCGCCUUCAUCAUCCCAUGCCUCCAGAGGGUCAAGCCCCAGGUCUCCCGCAUCCAGUGCCUCAUCCUCGUCCCCACCCGAGAGCUCGCCCUGCAGACAUCACACGUCUGCAAGACCUUGGGCAAGCACCUCAACAUCAACGUCAUGGUAACAACCGGUGGCACUGGCCUGCGCGACGACAUCCUCCGUCUCAGCGAGCCCGUCCACGUCCUCGUCGGUACCCCCGGCCGAGUAGCAGAUCUCGCCAGACAGAACGUCGCCGACCUGAGCGAAUGCCCCAUGCUCGUUAUGGACGAGGCAGACAAGCUUCUCUCGGUCGAGUUCCUCCAGUCUAUCGAGGAGAUCCUUGGACGCCACCCCAAGGACCGCCAGCUCAUGCUCUUCUCCGCCACCUUCCCAAUCUCCGUCAAGGACUUUUCCGACAAGCACAUGAGCAACCCCUACGAGAUCAAUCUGAUGGACGAGCUCACCCUGCGCGGUAUCACGCAGUACUAUGCUUUCAUCGAGGAGAAGCAGAAGGUCCACUGCCUCAACACCCUCUUCUCCAAGCUGCAGAUCAACCAGUCCAUCAUCUUCUGCAACUCCACCAACCGUGUCGAACUCCUCGCCAAGAAGAUCACCGAGCUAGGAUACUCUUGCUUCUACAGCCACGCCAAGAUGCCCCAGGCCGCCCGAAACCGGGUCUUCCACGACUUCCGCAACGGCGUUUGCCGUAACCUUGUCUGCUCCGAUUUGCUCACCCGUGGCAUCGACAUCCAGGCUGUCAACGUCGUCAUCAACUUCGAUUUCCCCAAGAACGCUGAGACCUACCUGCACCGCAUUGGCCGUUCGGGCCGUUACGGCCAUCUUGGCCUCGCCAUCAACCUGAUCAACUGGGAGGACCGCUUCAACCUCUACAACAUCGAGCAGGACUUGGGCAUUGACAUCCAGCCUAUCCCAUCGACCAUCGACAAGAGCCUCUACGUCUACGACAACCCCGAAUCCAUCCCUCGUCCCAUGAAGCCCGCCCAGCCGCAGCAGCAGCAGCAGCAGGCUCAACAAGCACAGCCCUCGUCUUACCAGCCCCAACCUCAAUCCCAGCCUCAGGUCCAGCCCCAGCAGGCACUGGGUCAGAAUGACUACCGCCAGAAUGGAGGGCAUCGCCAGUACCAGGGCAACAACCGUCAAGGUGGUCCUAGGGGCGGGGGCUCCGGCGGCCGGGGCCGCGGAGGCUACCAAGGCCAAGGUCGGGGAUUCCAAGGCUACGGCGGCCAGCGUGGCGGCCGUGGUCAAGGUCCCCCAGCACCUGCACCACAGGCAUAA